AUGGCCCCUCAACAGCUCCUUAGCAACGUCGCGUGGGCACCCACCGGUGCUAUCUUCGCAAUCUGGAUCAUGUUCUUACUCGCAUCACCAUCUGCCGCUUUCGAGUUGCCAUCCUUCCUCCGGUCCUCUCUCGACGUCAACCGACCUACCGGUGCAACCGCCUACCAAGCCAAUCAGCCCUACGAUGGGCUCGAGUACCCUCUCUUCGGACGCUUCGUCUUCCGUCCCGCUCUCUUCUGGCUCGAAGGAGGAGUGCUCGGUUUCUGCAUGCUCUUUGUAUUGAUCCACUACGUCGGCAAGACACGCAACCUACAGGUGGCCAGCCGGAUUGCUGCUGCAGCCCUUCCAACACUCGAACAAGAAUUUGCUGUUGUCGCUGAUGAUGAUGGAAGGGGUCACUUGCUCUGGAAUGGAGGCAACUCGGCUCUCAUGUUUGCCUCGGGCCGACGAGGAUGCACGAGGUUGCAUGUCACGUUCGAUCUCAUCGCUCGACACGACCCUAUGGAGAUCCUAUACACUCUUGCCAAGGACAUUGUGCUUGCUUCUACCGCCUCAUCCUUCCGCGACACGGUCACUUUCACAUUCACUCUGCCUCCCACCAGUGACAACGUCUCGGGUGUCUUUGCUCUGGUCAACAAGGGUGCGCUACAGCACACCCGAAGCGGUCGAUUCGACUUGACUUUCGCCAAGGUCAAUGACUCCGACAGUGCUGUCACCUCGCGAGGCCUGUCCAAACAGUGGGCCAUUAUGAGCGAAGCAUCUGAUCUCACCGACGGUUUCCUCGGCGAACCUGAUCAGAAGGGUAUCGCUCACCGCUCCAAGCUUGGCCUGACCGACGUUCUCGAAGGACAAGCUGGCAAAUUCCUCGACAGUCUUAUUCUUACCGACCAGCCUUUCACUCGCCCUACACGCCCCAUCCCUGUCGAUAAGCGCGAACGUCUUCUGAUCCUCACUCUGCAGCUUCCCAAGUCGCGUUCCGACAUGUCCAAGGCAGUCGAGCUCCUCCAGCUGGGAUGCAACUUGGUGGAUGCGCUGGACAAGGGCGUCAUCAAGGCGCGCAGCGAGACUUUGGCCAAGUUGCGCAAGACCCGUGCACAGGUGGACAAGGAGAUCGAAGAGGAAGCCACCAAGGAGCAGCGAGAGGCUGAACAGGAGGCUAGGGAAGAAGCAAAGCGCAAGGCUGAAAAGGAGAAGUUCGACAAAUUGAGCCCUGCCGAGCAGGCCAAGCGCAAGGAGGUCGAGAGGAAGCGUGCAAUGAAGAAGGCUGGAACCAAGGUUCGCUAG
Ustilago hordei is the source of this 1284-nucleotide messenger RNA. RefSeq lists its product as uncharacterized. The transcript has a single exon. The record is from RefSeq and is a predicted model, not a curated record. Gene Ontology annotation, cellular component: endoplasmic reticulum. Gene Ontology annotation, molecular function: calcium ion binding. The coding region runs from base 1 to 1284 and encodes 427 amino acids. NCBI's taxonomy places the organism in Eukaryota, Fungi, Basidiomycota, Ustilaginomycetes, Ustilaginales, Ustilaginaceae. Gene Ontology annotation, biological process: endoplasmic reticulum calcium ion homeostasis.